This is a messenger RNA of Gadus macrocephalus (Pacific cod), 2173 nucleotides long. It is a transcript of the gene grk6, whose product is annotated as G protein-coupled receptor kinase 6. Gene Ontology annotation, cellular component: cytoplasm; plasma membrane. Gene Ontology annotation, biological process: protein phosphorylation; signal transduction; regulation of signal transduction. The transcript has 16 exons. Gene Ontology annotation, molecular function: G protein-coupled receptor kinase activity; ATP binding. The record is from RefSeq and is a predicted model, not a curated record. The coding region runs from base 206 to 1942 and encodes 578 amino acids. NCBI's taxonomy places the organism in Eukaryota, Metazoa, Chordata, Actinopteri, Gadiformes, Gadidae.
AGCAGAAACAGAAAACUAUGUUUCCCGCACACACCUUGAGAAGGACCGGUAGGAGGACCACACACCGCUGCCCAGAGCUCCUAGCGGACUAAACCCGGUCUCAGAACCGGGACAGCACGGGGUCGUCUCAGAGCCAUUGGCCGGGGCAGGGCGGCUGUGAGCGGCAGAAGGAGGUCGGGGUUCCCGCUGCUUGAGCCAACAGAACAUGGAGCUUGAGAACAUAGUGGCCAACACGGUGCUCCUGAAAGCACGCGAAGGGGGUGGCGGUAACAGAAAGGGGAAGAGCAAGAAAUGGAAGCAGAUGCUCCAGUUCCCCCACAUCAGCCUUUGUGAAGAACUACGCCAGAGCACCGAGAAGGACUACAGCAGCCUGUGUGAGCGACAGCCAAUAGGAAGACUUCUCUUCAGACAAUUCUGUGAGACGAGGGACGGACUGCGUCGCUGCAUCGCCUUCUUGGACGCGGUGGCAGAGUAUGAGGUCACUCCAGAUGAGAAGAGGCAAGAAUGCGGACAAAAACUCCUCGACAUCUACUUCAAACCAACGUCUAGUCAUUACAUGCAGGAGCUGGAAGCGGAGAUGAUGGGUCAGUGUGUUGACAGACUGAAGGAGGAGGAGGAGGAGGUGUCCAAGGAGCUAUUCAAACACGCUACCAAGCUGGUCCACGAGUACCUCAGCAUGGCUCCCUUCUCAGACUACCUGGACAGCAUGCACUACAACCGCUUCCUCCAGUGGAAGUGGUUAGAGAGACAGCCGGUUACCAAGGGAACCUUUCGUCAGUACCGAGUCCUGGGCAAAGGAGGCUUUGGCGAGGUGUGUGCGUGCCAGGUGCGGGCCACCGGGAAGAUGUACGCGUGUAAGAAGCUGGAGAAGAAGAGGAUCAAGAAGAGGAAGGGGGAGUCCAUGGCGCUGAACGAGAAGACCAUCCUGGAGAAGGUCAACAGCCGCUUUGUGGUGAGUUUGGCGUACGCCUACGAGACGAAGGAGGCGCUGUGCCUGGUGCUGACGCUGAUGAACGGCGGCGACCUCAAGUUCCACAUCUACCACAUGGGCGAGAGCGCCCUGGAGGAGGAGCGCGCCGUGUUCUACACCGCCGAGAUCUGCUGCGGCCUGGAACAUCUGCACCGCGAGAGGAUCGCCUACAGGGACCUGAAGCCAGAGAACAUUCUGCUGGACGACCACGGUCACAUCCGGAUCUCAGACCUGGGCCUGGCCGUCCACGUGCCUGAAGGAGAGAGCAUCAAGGGCCGGGUUGGCACCGUGGGAUACAUGGCCCCCGAGGUGGUGAAGAACGAGCGCUACUCCUUCGGCCCGGACUGGUGGUCCCUGGGGGUCCUGCUGUACGAGAUGAUCCAGGGCUCCUCCCCCUUCCAGCAGAGGAAGAAGAGGAUGAAGAGGGAGGAGGUGGAGAAGCUGGUGACGGAACAGAACGAGGAGUACUCGGACAAGUUCUCCGACCUGUCCACGUCCCUCUGCCAGAUGCUGCUGGUCAAGGAGCCAUCUGAAAGGCUGGGCUGCCAACAGGGCGGGGCCCUGGAGGUGAAGGCCCAUCCCAUCUUCAGCUCCAUCAACUUCAAGCGGCUGGAGGCGGGGAUGCUGCCCGCGCCCUUCAUCCCUGACCCCCAGGCCAUCUACUGUAAGGACGUCCUUGACAUCGAACAGUUCUCCACGGUGAAGGGGGUGGAGCUACAGCCCGAGGACGAGACCUUCCACGGCCAGGUCUGCAGCGGCUGUGUGUCCAUCCCCUGGCAGAACGAGAUGGUGGAGUCGGAGUGCUUCGGGGAGCUCAGCGUUCUGCAUGCCGAGGGUCCGGUCCCCCCGGAUCUGGACUGGAGGGGCCAGCCGCCCCCCCCUCCCAAGCAGGGCAUGAUGCACCGGAUGGUAGGAAGACAGGGGUGCUGUGGUAACUGCAGCGACAGCGACGAGGAGCCGACCAGACUGUAACAGACACGGGACAACCGAGAGUUUGACGGUUGGAUAGAUGGGCGAGUGAAGGGACGGAUGGACGGAGACAGACGGAGAGGCAGAAGAGACUCCUUUCUACCCAACUCAGGAUCUGGACUUGUUUACAACUUUUGUACAUUUGUAUUUUUAGGAUGUAUGUGAACAGAUAUGUCUCAGGAUGUAUAUUUUGUAGGCAUAAUUAAGUAUGUUUAUUUAAAAUGUGAGAACGAG